Blastomyces gilchristii SLH14081 is the source of this 2975-nucleotide messenger RNA. RefSeq names its product cerevisin. Gene Ontology annotation, biological process: proteolysis. NCBI's taxonomy places the organism in Eukaryota, Fungi, Ascomycota, Eurotiomycetes, Onygenales, Ajellomycetaceae. The coding region runs from base 254 to 1744 and encodes 496 amino acids. The record is from RefSeq and is a predicted model, not a curated record. The transcript has 3 exons. Gene Ontology annotation, molecular function: serine-type endopeptidase activity.
UUCCGUUACAGUAUCGUUACCGGGCCACCACCGGCUGACUAACGCAGCUUUCCCCAUACAUCAUUCCUCCUGUCCGCCCCAAGCUCAACGACUUCUCUCCUCUCCCAUCCAACGUCCGUAUCACCCUCCCAGCCAUCUCCAACCUCCUCUCACCCAGCCUUCUCCUCGUCUUCCAUCUGUUGUAUCAUUCUCCUUUUGCUUCGUAGAUUUUAUCUUCUGUUUCGCUCAUUUCCAGUGUCCUUCUUUCGUCAGCAUGAAAGGCCUUCUCGCCUUAUCGAUCUUCCCGCUACUGGCGGCCUCCUCGCCGCUGGUGAUUGAUUCCAUCCAUCAAGAUGCUGCCCCCGUUCUGUCAUCAGUGAACUCCAAGCAUGUUGAGGACUCAUACAUCAUUGUUUUCAAGAAGCAUGUCACCAGCGCUUCAGCAGCUGCCCAUCAGAGCUGGGUGCAAAACCUCCACACGACCGCUUUGGCCAAAAGAUCACAGCUCAACAAACGUAACCAGUUUCCGUUCAAGAACGACGUUUUCUCCGGCCUGAAACAUACCUACGAUAUUGCUGGCUCGCUUCUAGGAUACUCGGGUUCCUUCGACGAGGAGGUUAUUGAGCAGGUCCGCAAGCAUCCAGAUGUCGAUUUCAUCGAGAAGGACUCUGAAGUCCAUACCAUGGAGAAGCAUAAAAUAGAACACAAUGCCCCCUGGGGUCUGGCCAGAAUUUCACACCGGGACAGCUUGAGCUUCGGCACAUUUAACAAGUACCUAUAUGCAGCUGCAGGAGGUGAAGGUGUCGACGUCUACGUCAUCGAUACUGGCACCAAUGUCGACCAUGUUGAUUUCGAAGGACGGGCAUUCUGGGGGAAAACUAUCCCAAUAGGUGAUGAGGAUGUUGAUGGCAAUGGCCACGGGACCCAUUGCUCCGGAACUGUCGCAGGCAAGAAAUUCGGCGUCGCCAAAAAAGCCCAUGUCUACGCUGUCAAAGUCCUGAAGUCCAACGGCUCUGGAACGAUGUCUGAUGUCGUUAAGGGCGUUGAAUGGGCCACUACCCGCCAUUUGAGACAAGUGGAAGCCGCUAAGUCAGGCAAAGGACGGAAAGGCUUCAAGGGUAGCGCCGCCAACAUGAGUUUGGGUGGCGGAAAGUCUAUGACGCUCGAUCUCGCGGUUAAUGCAGCCGUUGAUGCUGGCAUCCACUUUGCUGUAGCUGCUGGCAAUGAUAAUGCCGAUUCCUGCAGCUACUCCCCCGCUGCUGCUGAGAAGGCUGUCACUGUCGGCGCCUCCACUCUUGCUGACGAGCGUGCUUACUUCUCCAACUAUGGACCAUGCAAUGAUAUCUUCGCACCUGGUCUUAACAUCCUCUCUACAUGGAUUGGCAGCAAAUAUGCCGUCAAUACCAUCUCCGGUACUUCCAUGGCAUCUCCUCACGUUGCCGGCCUCCUUGCCUACUUCCUUUCUCUCCAGCCAGCUGAAGAGUCCGCCUUUGCUGUCGCUCCCCUUACCCCGGAGAAACUUAAGGCCACCCUCAUUGAUAUCGGCACCUGGGGCGUACUGACCCAAGUUCCCGCGGAUACUGAGAACGUCCUUGCCUGGAACGGGGGUGGCUCUUCCAACUACUCCGCAAUUGUGGCCAAGGGUGGGUACAAAGUUGCGUCGUUCCAGGAGCAGGCCCAGGAUACUCUCGACAGGCUCGAGACGGCCGCUAAUCAUGAGCUCCACGCCAUCUACAGCGAGCUCAAGAGUGCGUUUGUCUUGUAGAAACCUAAACCACGACCUCAGCAUGGUAUCAUGUCUCCGUAAUGUCGCUGGGGCUGGGUUGGGCAAGAUGGCUGGAUGAUGGCCUCGCCGACAGGCGUAAAGUGCCGUAUGAUUUGCUUUCGCUUUCCCCUUUCUACUCGUUCUACUCAUCUUUCCUCCUCUCUCAAUACAUGUGUGCAAUUUCUUUCAUGCGUUUGCGCCGGUUUUUCUCUCCAAAUCUCCUAGGAAACGUUGGUCGUUCCUAACUACUCUGUGGUUACGCGUGGUGCUUGUAUUGGUUUUGUUUUUCACGUCACUGUUAUCAUUACACUAGGACUCUUGUUAUCAUUUUUCUGUGUUAGAGACGGCGACACAGUAUAAGGCACCCUAUAUACAUCUUCUGCCACCCAUGCACCUGGGUGAAAUGUAGACCUGAAUGAGGAUUUCAUCAGUACCUUUUAUCUUAACCUAUUUUCCUUCAACCUAUUUUGGUUUCCAACAUCGCGUAGAAGCUCCCUCAACUCUGCCGCGUGAUAAUAAAACAUGGGCCAAAAAUGAAUCAAUCCUACCGGCUGCCUAGACCACGCAGUAACUAUACCAAAUAUGUCCUCUAACUCUGUCACCGAAAACUUCCCUCUAAAAACACCCAAAGCCGCUACCAAAAGAGUAUUUGAAAAACCGUACCUCUGCGGCUCAAUACCAACCAUUCCGUUGGGGGCGGGACGACGGGACGAACAGCCUUGGAUUAUCGAGAGGCAGCCGGCUGCGUGAGGCGAAGGUAUUUAUUUUGUGGAAGUGUAAAGUUUGCUUGAUUGAUGAUUGCUACCUAAGAAAGAAGUUAUAUGGUGGAAGAAGGAUUACCAAGCUAGAUCAUGACAUUCUGUAGGCUACUGGGGCAAAAGAGCUCACCAGCGCACUGCUGGUAGAAGGGCCGAUCAACCCGGGACCCCCAAGACAUUCUGACUCACUAUAGUAACUGUACAUGAUUCUAAUCUGUAUUGAUCAUAUAAUCUCAAAUCUCUUGUCUGCUGUUUCACUAUAUCCAGCUCUGCAGUCUCAUGUUGAACAUGUGUUUUGUACCAGUGGCUUUACUACUGCCUCCCUACGGAGUAGAUGUCUCCGACAAAGGCCCCCAUGAUGCCGGGGUUAAACCUGCCAGUCGACAAUACAUAAUUUAGGCUCCGAUAGAGAGCGAUUGCAUCAAUUUGCAUGUAUGUAUUGUAUCCGACGGCCCCACCCACCGCGGGCUGAU